AUGGCUUCCCCGCAAGACAUUCUCACCGGAUUCCUCGCCAGAAGCGUACCCGGCGCACACAUUGCUCAUUUGCAAGGCCCCCAUGGCUGCGGGAAAAGCACCCAAUGGCUCUGUCGCAUUUGGGACCAGAUGGCAGGCGAGCCUAGUGCCCGGCUUGUCUAUAUCCAGCAGACUGCGACACAAGUUGAGCUGUUAAAAGCAUACUUGAGCACCCAGUCAAUCAAGGAUGGCUUGGACAGUGGCAGGGUGAUGCUGUUUUCCACCACAGAGAUGGUCGAGCUCUCGCAAAACGCGACACUCGGCACUCGACUUGGCCCGCGUGCCACUGUCUGUAUCGAUAUAGAGGUCACCCCCUCUGCUCGCGGCGAGUAUCUUGUCGCUCUUUUCUACCAAUUGGCAGCGGCUGCCGGCGAGUCUCUGGCCGUCGUUACCAUGGGUGCUGCCGGCCAUCGUUACCCCCGCUGCGCCCGGCCUGUCAUCAUCCAAGUCGACCCUCCCCACGAGCUUUUGCCCAUGACACCGCUGACAUCAAGUGUCCAUGCGUCCAGUGUCAUCUGGGAGACAUUGUACGAGGGGGGCAGAGCUCAGGACAGAAACGUCCUUGUGUUCACCGAUGUUUACAUGGCUACGAACUUGAGAAACAGUUCCAGCUGGGAAAACUACGAAACGCGCUCAAAGGGCCUGCCAAAAUGUCACUUCGUUACUCUGUCACGGCGACAGCUUGACAGAAACCCCACCCUUGUCGCCUCCCUGGCAACCCUCCAGGGGCCUGCGCUCAUUCAAAUUGAGCAUGACGUUGAAGUACGGUUUCCGAUCCGUAAUGUCGCCAUGGCCGUCUACCAGAGAACCAAGGAGAUGACUGUCCUUGACAACAGAUCAGGAUUGCUGGUGACGAAACGCGCCGUCCUGGUCAGCAAGCAGGAGCUUUUAGCAAAGCAAGGUCUGGCUACCUACUCCGGUGGCCCAGCCCAAGUUGCUCAUUACAGUGCACCUGACGGCCUGAUCCGUGUGGAUUCGAUUCCGGAUCAGCCACGGCCGCACGCUCAUAGCAGCGAGUUGCUGGGGUUUUGCCUGCUGGCUCUGAGCCUUCCCGCAUACGACCCUCUGGCCUACAACGUUCAUCCAUUGCUGUGGUACGAGGCACUUCGUGUUGUUAAGCUGAUGGGGCUCGUCGACCAAACGACCUCUACGCUCACUCCAGUCGGCCGGUUGACUUUGGAAUUUGCCCAGCGAAUGAGCAUGUCCAAUCUGUACCCUGCCGCGUUCAUGGCACACAUGUACUACAUUCCCGCGUCACCGGCUACCAAGCGGGUGGCUUGCAUGAUGGCAGCUAUUCUGCAUGCUGGCCAGGAUUCGAUUUGGCACCCCCCCGCCUCCGAAGAAUCGUUCAGUGCCCAUCAGUUUGUCAGAGCCAUGGUCGCUCAGAGCAGCCCUUCCUUUACUCUUGACAGGCUGUGGAGCGGGAGCCUGUGGGUAGCCGUCGCGCUUCUGGAAGAAGUUAUUCACACGUCAAAGGUGUUUACAACACCCAGGGACAGCGAGCAUGACCGCUGGCCACUCAAUAAUGGCUGCAGCUUCAAUCACGCUGCUAUGGUCUAUCGGCUGUCAACGUGGCUGGCACGAAGUACUAAUAGCCCUGCUCCGCUCGACGAGGUAGAUGCACAUGAUCAGCCUGAAGUUUUGCCGAUUCAGAGGGCAAUGCUGUCGGCAUAUGCACAAAAUAUUGUGUUCAUCCCCCCUGUCAAUCCCUUGACUGGACAAGUACAUAUUCCUAUCUCCUUGUCGUCGUCUCUGCCGCUGUGUUCGAGUGUGUUGGACCUGACGUCGUUUCGGCCCUACGUCAAUCGUGGUUGUGGUUUGCUUUGCCUCUUUACCAAGGUUGAUCUUGAUGCGAAGGCCAAGUACGUGAUCCACGGCACCAUGCCCCUACAUGGCGAGGCAUUUGACGUUUUCCAUGGUAGAAUCCCCGGCUUUCAAGCUGGAGCGGGAAUCAACACCGAUAACUCGAACAGGUUGAUGGCAGGACUCAUGACGGUUUGGGGACGCAGGGUCAUGGUGGACUAGUAGUAUUGAGAUAGAAUGUAAUUUAACUGAGAAGAGCUUUUG
Messenger RNA from Neurospora crassa OR74A, 2106 nucleotides. RefSeq lists its product as hypothetical. The transcript has a single exon. Bases 1 to 2064 code for a protein of 687 amino acids. Lineage: Eukaryota; Fungi; Ascomycota; Sordariomycetes; Sordariales; Sordariaceae. The record is from RefSeq and is a predicted model, not a curated record.